GGGGCGCAUUCUCGCUGGCAGCCUAAGCCACGGGCCGUUGGAGUCGCGGCCGAGCAGUCAGCCACUUGGAAAGAUCUCGCUGCCGCCCCCGGAGCCGCCGCGGCCAGCUGGGCGGCGCUGCCCCGCGGCGCAGAGGGAGGCUGCGGGAGAGAGGAGGAGGCGGCCGGCCAGCGGCCCGCGGCGCGGCUCGGGGCGCACGGUCUCGCGGCCCGGGAGCCACGCGAGUUCCGCGCCCGCACGCACAAGCCGCGGCUCGCGCUUCGCUCGGCCUCGGGGCUCCCGGCCUCUCCGCCCCCGCCCCCGCCCCCUGGCCAGGGCUGCGCGGCGGCGGCCGGAGGAGCAGCAUGAAUCUGAGGCUCUGCGUGCAGGCGCUCCUGCUGCUCUGGCUCUCCCUGAGCGCGGUGUGUGGAGGGCCCCUGCUGCAGACUUCUGGCGGGAAGGGGAUGGAGGAAGGCAACGUCCGCUAUCUGGUGCAGCCCAGAGGGCCAAGGAGCGGCCCAGGACCCUGGCAGGGAGGUCGGAGGAAGUUCCGGCGCCAGCGGCCACGCCUCUCCCACAAGGGCCCCAUGCCUUUCUGAAGCAGGACUGAAGGGGCCCCCAGAUGCCCACCCCUGCGGUUCUCUCUCCUCCUCGGCAGAUCAGCCUGCUUCUCUGGAGCCCUCGUAUCCGUUCGCUGCUCGUCUGGCACCUGUCCUGGCUGCUGAUGGUCCCGGCUCUCCUCCCCUGCCAGCCUCCGUGAAUGGCACGCUCCUGCCCCUAGUUCCCUAGAGAUUCCCGGGCUCAAGGAUCCAUUCAGCCCCUCCCCCUGACUUGGGAGACCCUGCACUGGAAGGCGCCCCUUGCUCUGCUCCCCCUCUUUGGUGUCAUACCCUAACACCUCACCUUCUCUGGGCCCUUCCUUCCUCAGGUAUGCCCUGGGGGGCCAGGGGGCACCGCCCUUCUCGAAGGGGCUCCAGCAGAUCCCCUGCUUUCGGUCAGCCCUUCCCCCGGCCUCCAGAAGGGACUAGAGGACCAAGCAAUGCGACUCUAAUGAGAGGGAUGGGGUGUUGGGAUGCAGGCGGGGUGCCUUGGGGGUGGGAAUGGGGAGUGGGCGCGCUGGCCCAGGGGGUAAAGCACUGAGCGGAGGAGGACUAGCUGACUGUGGCCUCUUGCUCAUCCCCGUGUUUGGCCCCGGUUGAGAAAGAGGCGAAGGAGAGGGGCCACGAUGUACUUUUUUUGUCACUUCUCUCACCUGCUGUGCCGCCUGACACUCCCAUGCACUCCCCCACCCCGACCCCCAGCUAGUUCAAGCUUCCACUCAGGAGGGGAGGGUGCUGGACCUGAGGUGGCUCUAGACCCUCCCGGGGGAGCAAAAGCCAAGCAGGACUGGUUUUGCCAAGAAUCACAGACCAUCGGAGCCAAAAGGAAGCUGGGCCAUCACUUAGCUCCACCUCCUUAUUCGAAGCCCUGAAAACCCAGAGCCUGGACAGGGAUGGUAACCUACCUGCUCAGUGUCCCCACUGAGCCGGAGCCUGAAUGAGGGCCCAGGUCUCCCGAUGCCCACCUGAGGAGGUCCUUUUCCUUCCUGACGAUGUCUUCCAAUCCCAUUAAGUGCCUUUCCCCCGGGGGCUGGGGCUGGGGGUGGCUGGGAAGGGACAGGGGACGGCGGUGAACUGCCCCACGGUGUUGUGGGGAUGGAGCCGGCCCCUCCUCCCUAGCUGCACCCCCGCCCCCCCCGCAUUCCCCAACCUGGCCUGAAAGGGGCUGCAGCACUCACAGACCCCCCGGGUAUUUUUGUAGGGGCAGCUCAGGCCCCGAGACUACCUUUGCUACCUGACACUGGUUUUCAGGGAUCAGGAAGUGGCCUUAACCAGUUGGAUUCCAUGGCCUUCCCUUCGCAUGGACUGGACCUUCUCACCCAGUGGCCUUUUCUUGGGGAGGGUGGGGGAGAAGCAUGGGACGACGUGGGGGAGGUCCGAGCAGGCUUUUGCUCAGAGGCCUCGUGGGAGGGAAUCAAGGGAAGACAGGAGCCUGAGGGCCACCUAUGUGUGUAGCAGGGGGACAGGGGGAGUCAGGGCCCGCCCCCAGUCCCACAGCAACUCCGACCACCUGCCCCUCCCCCUUCCCUCUGCUGCUGCUGCUGCUGCUGCUGCUUCGGGCCCACCCUGGGGAGCCAGACCAGGCACCCCGUCGCCCCCCAGCACCCCUCAGCCCAGAGUGGGGGUCGGCCAGUGUCCAGAAAGCCUCUUCUGCCACAGAUGCCCCCAGCAGGGCUUGGGCCUUCUUCCCCCUUCUCCUCCUGCAUCUCCUGCCGCCUCAGCUGCCCAGCCCCACGGGGGAGGUGGGGGG
Molecule: messenger RNA, 2328 nt
Organism: Phacochoerus africanus (Common warthog)
Lineage: Eukaryota; Metazoa; Chordata; Mammalia; Artiodactyla; Suidae
Gene: APLN
Product: apelin
Exons: 3
Coding region: 345-578 (77 amino acids)
Biological process (GO): signal transduction
Molecular function (GO): apelin receptor binding; hormone activity
Source: RefSeq, a predicted model, not a curated record